This is a messenger RNA of Lathyrus oleraceus (garden pea), 1002 nucleotides long. RefSeq lists its product as uncharacterized. Lineage: Eukaryota; Viridiplantae; Streptophyta; Magnoliopsida; Fabales; Fabaceae. Bases 1 to 1002 code for a protein of 333 amino acids. The transcript has 2 exons. The record is from RefSeq and is a predicted model, not a curated record.
AUGGCUCGUCACUUUGAUGGACGAGCUGUACCUACUUCUUUGAGGCCUCGUCCAAUGGAAUGGGUUUCGUCUCGUCUAUUCGGUGUUAGCGAUGACGAUGACAAUGAGGACAUAUUCGACACACCGGCCGUUGCACUAAGAGCGCAACCAAUUAGUUUGUACAACCCACUUGCGCACAUGCAAAAUAUAAGUUUGGAUGAUGCCGAACCAAUCUCCGUUUUCGGCAGUUUCAUACCAACUCACAACUUUGACGAAAUAGAGGAGGGCAUAGAGUAUGAAGAUAAGGAAGAGUGUCUUUUGGCGUUGCAACAAUGGCAUAUAAAACGUAGUCUAGAUUUUUCUGUGGUUAAAUCUGACAGUGUACGUUUUGUCAUCAAAUAUAGAACUUCAACAUGCAAUUUCAAAUGCAGGGUCUCUUUGCGCAAGGGCAACUCAAGGUGGAGAGUUGGUAAGUCUAGUGGGUCUCAUACGUGCACAACCACUUCCAUGUCACAAGACCAUACAAAACUCAGUUCAGAAAUGAUUAGCAAGAGCAUAAUGGAGCUUGUAAAUCAGGACGCUUCUCUUAAGGUGAAGGUUAUCAUCGCUCAUGUUGUUGAGAAAUACCGGUAUAUCAUAUCAUACAAAAAGGCAUGGAUUGCAAAGUGUAAGGCAAUUGAGUCGCUGUAUGGAAAUUGGGAGACAUCUUACAACGAUCUUCCGCAGUGGAUACUGGUAAUGAAAACAUAUCUACCAGGUACCAUUAUAGAAUUACAAAUCCUACCUGUGAUUUCAAAUGAUGGUUCAUACUUGAGUGACCAAAGGAUAUUUCAUCGUCUGUUUUGGGCGUUUAGACCAUGUAUACGUGGCUUCGCGUAUUGUAAACCAAUUGUGCAGGUUGAUGGAACUUGGUUGUAUGGCAAGUACAGGGGCACUCUGCUGAUGGCUGUGGCACAUGAUGGGAACGGGAACAUAUUUCCGAUAGCGUUCGCAUUGGUUGAAAGUGAGACAAAGGAAGCCUGA